AUGACUCUCGUAAAAGUCCGGCCCGAUGCGAAAUUCCGCGGCAUCGUGUACUUGUUCAAAAUUGUCGGCCUCGCCUCGAUGGCCUACGACGCCGAGAACGUCGAGAGGCCCUUCGGCCCUUCGAGAAUCGGCCACUGCUACAACGUCCUGCUCAUGUGCGCCCUCUUGCUGCCCAAUUAUUACUCCCUCGCGAUGACCUACUCGAACGUCUACGAGAACCAAGCGAGGUCGGAAAUGACGGCGGACCUGAUCCAGACGGCGUUUCACCUGUUCAACGGCCUGUUCGUCGUCGGCUACUUCAGCCUCUUUCAGCGUCGGAGCGUCGAGUUGGCCAAUCGAUUGGUCGCCGCGCAUCGGAGCCGCCCGAACGACGACGACUCGAGCGGGAUGCGCGCGACUCUGCGACGGAUCUUGAUCUUCGAGCUCGUCUCGCUGAUUCUGCAGCUGGUCACGGUGCCCAAAGCCUUCAUCUUCAUCGUGUAUUUCGUUGGGGCGGUCAUCAACGGCCUCAUACUCAACCUGCUGCUGAUGCAGUACAGCUUGGUCGCGAGACUCCUGCAGCACGGCUACGGAUCCGUCAACUCGAGCGUGUGCAAGCUCGACCGAGACUUUGCCUCGCUCAUGCAGCAUUACCGACUUCUGCAGCAGCUCGCGCGGGACAUCUCGGACUUUUACUCGCCCGUCAUGCUAGUCGGCUUCGUCAACCUCUUUCUGAACCUGAUCCUUUACUCGUAUUACGUACUGCUACCGGUCCUCACCCUGGGCCGCGAAUUCAGCUGCAACAAUGUCCUGCUGGUGCUUUAUUGCCUAAAUUACACCAUCUUUUGCAUCGUUUCGUUGUUUAUACUGACUAGUUUCACCACUGCUGCCGUCAAGGAGAGUCAAAAAACGGGAGGCUUGUUGAGCCUCGUCGAUCGGCAAAGUCUGCCCAACGUCGCGAUGUUGAAACAGUUGAAGCAAUUUUCCAGUUACUUGCUUCACGCGCCGCCAAUGUCUUUUGGCGUAUUCGACUUGUUUGUCAUUGACCAAACUCUCGUCGUGUCUCUUGUAGCUUCCAUCACUACGUACCUGAUUAUACUUUUGCAAUCUAGAGGGCCAAAAGAUCAGGACUGCAAGUAGUAUAAAUCGACGUUGCAUCAGG
Messenger RNA from Trichogramma pretiosum, 1141 nucleotides. RefSeq lists its product as uncharacterized. The transcript is spliced from 3 exons. Lineage: Eukaryota; Metazoa; Arthropoda; Insecta; Hymenoptera; Trichogrammatidae. Gene Ontology annotation, cellular component: membrane; dendrite; neuronal cell body. The coding region runs from base 1 to 1119 and encodes 372 amino acids. The record is from RefSeq and is a predicted model, not a curated record. Gene Ontology annotation, biological process: sensory perception of taste.